AUGGCCGAUUCGGACUACGAUUUUGAGGAUGAGGCUUCUGAUGACGAGUAUGUCGGGACGAAAAGCGGUACUUCAAGUACACGUGCACAAUCUACUGCACCGGGUAAGAGGCGGAAAGUAGAAGCGCCUGUAAAAGAACCACCAAAGCGGCAGGCAUGGGAAACAGAAUACUCACGAACGGUCGAGAAGACGAUACAACCGGCAGAUGAUGGUACAUUGGGGCAGAGCGUGCAGGAACGGGAGGAAGAGAGGAAGCGCAAAAGGUUACGGAAAGAUACGAAGCCCUUCCAACGAGGUAUCAUACGUCAUGUCGUCCUGGUGCUUGACCUGUCAGAGGCGAUGAUGGAAAAGGACAUGCGGCCGAACCGAUUCAUCACGAUGAUCAAUUACACACAAGACUACAUUCGCGAGUUCUUCGAGCAGAACCCUAUAUCGCAGAUGAGCGUACUUGGCAUGCACGAUGGUGUCUGUAUACGAGUCUCGGAGCUCUCAGGCAACCCGGCAGAACACGUUGCGGCGAUACAAGGCCUGAGGAGUAAAGACGAUGGCAAAGAACCAAAGGGCGCGCCCAGUUUGCAGAAUGCGCUGGAGCUGGCAAGAGCGACACUAUACCACACGCCUAGCCAUGGUACACGAGAGGUCAUCGUGGUCUUUGGAAGCUUGUUAAGUUUAGACCCUGGAGACAUACACCAAACCGUUAAAGCAUGCGUACGAGACCGAAUACGCGUCAGCAUAAUCGGCAUGGGCGCCCGCCUAAAAAUCUGCACGGAAAUCGUCACACGAACAAACGCGGGCGACGAAUCCGAAUACACAAUCGCAACCGACCAAGAAAUGCUCAAAGAGCUCCUCCUCGCCACCACAACACCCCCCGUCAUCCGUACAUCGGCACCAGCAGUCGCAGCACCAACAGCCCCACAAGCCUCAGAUUCCUCGGCUGCAGCCCUCAUGAUGAUGGGCUUCCCAUCCCGAGUAGUAGAAGACCAACUAACAAUGUGCGCAUGCCACGGCAACCUCACAAUGGGCGGCUACACAUGUUCUCGCUGCAGCGCAAAAGUCUGCUCGUUGCCCAUUACUUGUCCGUCCUGCCAACUCACCUUACUCCUCUCCACCCAUCUCGCUCGAUCCUACCAUCAUCUUUUCCCCCUGCGCAACUGGGCAACGGUAUCCUGGUCACGCGCCCGCGAAAAGGGGAGUAAGCAGUGCGUGGGCUGUCUGGCUUCCUUUAGUAAUCCACCCAGUAGCAGUAAGGAGAGAAGCGCAGCGGAACAGGACGGCGAGGUUAACAAGGAGAAGAGGGAUGAGGAGGAUAGUGAGGAACAAAAGGCGUCUGAGAGUGGGAGGUAUGAAUGCAGGGCUUGUGAGAGUCACUUUUGUAUCGACUGUGAUAUGUUUGCGCAUAUGGUGUUGCAUAAUUGUCCCGGGUGUUUGGGUAGACUGGACCCGGGCGCGGUGGCGAGCAAUGGGGAUGUUGAGAUGACUGGGUAA
Molecule: messenger RNA, 1485 nt
Organism: Alternaria atra
Lineage: Eukaryota; Fungi; Ascomycota; Dothideomycetes; Pleosporales; Pleosporaceae
Exons: 1
Coding region: 1-1485 (494 amino acids)
Biological process (GO): regulation of transcription by RNA polymerase II; DNA-templated transcription; nucleotide-excision repair
Cellular component (GO): transcription factor TFIIH holo complex; transcription factor TFIIH core complex
Molecular function (GO): zinc ion binding
Source: RefSeq, a predicted model, not a curated record